AUGAGGAUGAUUCACAUGAUUCUUUUUCUUCACUUUGCUACAUUAUCCAGAUCAGAUCAGUUUGAGGUUGUUGGUCCAGUUGGUCGUCUUGUUGCUGUAGCUGGUGAAGACCUGGUUCUGCCCUGUUCUCUCAAACCCAGCAUCAGUGCUGUGGACAUGAAAGUGCAGUGGAGUAGACUCCAUGGAUCAGACACUCUAGUGCAUCUGUACACAGAACAUGAAGACAGAAAUGAGAACCAGAUUCAGUCCUAUAGAGGGAGGACAGCACUGUUUAAAGAGGAACUGCAGAAAGGCAACACUUCAUUAAAACUCUCCAGAGUGAGAGUCUCUGAUGAAGGAGAAUAUAAAUGCUUUGUUCGAUCUCUCAGUUGGUAUGAUGAUGUUACUACUGAAGUCAGAAUUGAAGCUGUAGGAACCCACCCAGUGAUCUCUAUGGAGGGCUAUGAUCAUUCAGGAAGACUGAGUCUACUGUGUGAAACUAAAGGCUGGCAUCCACAGCCUGAAGUUUUGUGGUUGGACAGUGAAGGAGAGAUUCUCCCUGCUGAGAAUACAGAGACAGACAGAGACACAGAGGGUUUCUGUGUAAAACAACGUGUUAUUGUACAGGACAGUAACACCAACAGAUUCUUCUGUAGAGUAAUAAUGAGAGACCACAUGAUGGAGACAGAGAUUUUCAUCCAGAUGGAUGUGACUCUGGAUCCUGACACAGCUCAUCCCAUUCUGAUCCUGUCUGAUGAUGGAAAAGAAGUGAGACGUGGAGACAGACGACAGAAUCUCCUUGACAACCCAGAGAGGUUUGAUACAUGGCGUAAUGUCCUGGGAAAGGAGGGGUUCUCCUCAGGGAGAUUUUACUAUGAGGUGAAGGUCGGGGGGAAGGAGUGGGAUUUAGGAGUGACGGGGGAAUCUUCUCAGCGGAAGGGGAAUAUGUCUCUGCAGCCCGAGUAUAGAUACUGGACUAUAUGUCUGAGGAAUGGAGAUGAGUAUUGGGCAAAUGACUCUCCCUCUGUCCGCCUCUCUCUGAAACACAACCCCCAGAGGGUGGGGGUGUUUGUGGAUUAUGAGGAGGGUCUGGUCUCCUUCGAUGAUGUGGAGGCCAGUUCUCAUAUCUACUCUUUCACUGGUCAGUCUUUCACUGAGAAACUCUAUCCGUUCUUUGGGCCAGAAGUAAAAAAUAAAGGCGAAAUCUCAGCCCCACAGGUCAUCUCUCCUGUCAGUUAA
Molecule: messenger RNA, 1218 nt
Organism: Chanos chanos (milkfish)
Lineage: Eukaryota; Metazoa; Chordata; Actinopteri; Gonorynchiformes; Chanidae
Product: butyrophilin subfamily 1 member A1-like
Exons: 4
Coding region: 1-1218 (405 amino acids)
Biological process (GO): T cell receptor signaling pathway; regulation of cytokine production
Cellular component (GO): external side of plasma membrane
Molecular function (GO): signaling receptor binding
Source: RefSeq, a predicted model, not a curated record